This is a messenger RNA of Salvelinus sp. IW2-2015, 2284 nucleotides long. RefSeq names its product lens fiber major intrinsic protein. The record is from RefSeq and is a predicted model, not a curated record. Gene Ontology annotation, cellular component: plasma membrane. Gene Ontology annotation, biological process: transmembrane transport; water transport. NCBI's taxonomy places the organism in Eukaryota, Metazoa, Chordata, Actinopteri, Salmoniformes, Salmonidae. Gene Ontology annotation, molecular function: water channel activity.
CCCUGCUCUGACAGUGAGGCUAAAUGUCUGCAGGACAUGCUCAACCUUUGUCUAUCAAUGUUCCUCUACUAACCACCAGCAGGGUUGGCAUAUAGAUGCACAGAGACCAACGCUCCGCUCCACACAGACAGGACACAGGUCUCUAUGACUAGACUAGACAGAAAGCGACGUUGCAGGUCAUUGGAAGUCAGUAAAGUUAGUGACUCCUAGAGAGUUGCAUGUGGAACUGUUGUUUAAGUGCGGAAGCAUCUUUAGGUUUAGAGAGGCAUUUUUUGCUUCUAAGUUUGCUGUCUUGUUUUUUGUUUAUACUACCUUGAAGGCAUCACUGAGAUAGUCAUUAUUGAUACGGUAAACAGAGCUUGGUGACUCAAAAGAAGAAUACACAUUUCUCCUGUUUUCGCUCCUCUUUUCAUCCCUCCAUUGCUUUGGGGUAGCCUCUUGACUUUUUGGCCAUCAUGUGGGAGUUCCGGUCCAUGUCGUUCUGGCGGGCGGUGUUCGCCGAGUUCUAUGGCACCAUGUUCUUUGUGUUCUUUGGUCUGGGGGCGGCUUUGCGCUGGACCACCGGGCCCCACAACGUUCUCCAUGUGGCCUUUUGCUUUGGCUUGGCCGCUGCCACCCUCAUCCAGUCCAUCGGUCACAUCAGCGGGGGACACAUCAACCCGGCUGUCACCUUCGCCUACCUGAUUGGCUCCCAGAUGUCCCUGUUCCGCGCCUUUUUCUACAUCGUGGCCCAGUGUCUGGGGGCGCUGGCUGGGGCCGCCGUGCUCUACGGGGUCACCCCCAACAACAUGAGGGGAAACCUGGCACUCAACACGCUGCAGCCAGGUAUCAGCCUGGGCAUGGCCACCACCAUGGAGGUGUUCCUCACCCUGCAGCUGGUUGUCUGCAUCUUCGCUGUGACCGAUGAGAGGCGUAAUGGACGCCUGGGCUCUGCCGCCCUAGCCAUCGGCUUCUCUGUCCUCAUAGGACACCUGCUGGGGAUGUACUACACUGGUGCUGGAAUGAACCCUGCCAGGUCCUUCGCCCCCGCUGUCCUGGUCAGAAACUUUGUCAACCACUGGGUGUACUGGGUGGGUCCGAUGAUUGGUGGUGCUAUGGGAGCUAUUAUCUAUGAUUUCAUGCUGUUUCCCCGCAUGCGCGGUCUCUCUGAGAGGAUGGCCAUACUGAAGGGCACCAGGCCCACAGAGGCUGAGAGCCAGCAGGACACCCGAGGAGAGGCCAUCGAGCUCAAGACUCAGGCCCUAUAAGCCUGGUGGAAGAAGGUUGGCUUUUUGAACCCCCUAUCCCCCUAUUCUGUACCCAAAUCCCCUCCGAACCCUCAACCCCACCCAACACACACGCGCACACAUACCUCUUCCCCCCUUCCCCUUUAACCCACCCACACACAUAGUACAUAUGGACCACAGACACAAACCCUCCUCACCCUCACAACAAUUCCACCUUCCUCACCAUCCUCAUUCUCACUCUGCUGAUCCAGAAACAGGACGUGCUGAAUUACAGGGCAGCCAAAGCCCUAACCACCCUCCAACACUCCACCACUGACCCUCACCCAUACCUCCCCCUUGGACUGCAGGAUAAAGACGUAGGGUAAGAAGAGGACUUAGUUGCCACUGAAGAAAGCACCCUACUGUGGCCUGUGGUGUAGGGAAUGGGUCACUCCUGGCUGACCAGGUGGCUGUAACUGCUCAGGACAGGGGCAUCUCUCUCUCUCUCUCUCUCUCGUUUGUAGUCUGCUAGGAGUGAAGCUACAGUAGAGCAGUGGACUUCUGCAUGCUUUUUCCAUUUUUUCAUCCAGUUUGAAUCUCUCCCUUGUGUUUUUCUGUUUUUGUUUCAUGAAACUUUGGGAACCUGACAUGUAUGUUAUAUUAUACCUUCAAAGAAUUUAUGAGGAUUUUAUUCGACUCAAAUUCAAUUUUCAAGUCUUGCGUGUGUUGUGUGUGCGUGUGUGUGCCUGUUUUAGCAAACCAUUUUUAUUCUGGCCUUUUUUCAUUACCACAAUUCCUUUGUUCGUUAUCAUGCUUUGUUGUCUUUAUUCAUCACGCUGUAGCCUAUUCUAAGGGAAAGAAGCAUCUUUUUCCCCCCUCCUCCUUCAUUGAUUUUGCUACAGUAAAGUUCUGAUUCACUAGUAGUUUUACAGACAACAUAUUUAGAGUGCUCCCCUUUUAUCGCAAAGCCCUUAAAUUUUUGCGUUGAAGUCAAAUUGUUCUGAGUCUGUGUCUUUUCAAGGGGAGCACAAACACAGUCAGAUUUAUAUCAGAAUAAACACACAACACACAAAACUUAA